AUGACUUCCGGCCAGCGAGCUGAUGAAGAGCCCGGCGCAUAUACAUAGAUGCAGGACUGAGAUUGGUUCAUCUCUACAUAUGGCUUCCCAUGAAUUCCAGUCAUAGUUCCUGACGAUGGACAAGGACAGGAAUCAUAUGUCUGAGAAAAUACUGAAUCUCACGCUGGAGAUCAUCUAUUUACUGACCGGAGAGGAUUAUGCACCUGUAAGCAGGUCUACUCUGCAUGUCUCAAGAAGCAGCGUUCCUCAUAAGUCUGAAAGAUCAUGCAGGACCCAGAGUGUCCUAAUGGAUCAGGACAAAAAGCAUGAUAAGAAGAUCCUGGAUCUCACCAACAAGAUAAUACAGCUGCUGACCGGGGAGGUUCCUGUACGAUAUGAGGACAUCAUGGUCAGUUUCACCAUGGAGGAGUGGGAAUAUGUAGAAGGACAUAAGGAUCUCUAUAAGUAUGUCUUGAUGGAAGAUCAGGACCUUGACAGUAGUAAAGAUUUAAAAAUGGAAGAAGCUGAAGUGGAAGAUGACCAUGGUUUGCCUGCACCACCCUGCUUAAAUGAAGAUGCAAGAGACAUACAAGCCAAAGCAGGCAGUAAAGCUUCUAAGUGUAGAAAACCCUGGAGAAGACGGGCCAAGUUCUUUAGCAAACGUAAGGACAAAUUUGCUCCCCUUAAGAACAUGCCUACAGAUGACAGGCCACCAGAGAACAUACCUAUCAAUAGUGAAUCUUGUAUGAAUGAAGAUGGGAACUCUAGUGGUGAUGUUAUGUAUUCAGCUACAAAUGCCCACAAUCCUUCAAGUGAGAUAAAACCUCUCAGUGAUGGGAGUUAUGCUCUCAAUGAUCAUACACAGGAUUCAAAUACAGGUACCCAGACUAAGCAACAGUUAUCAGGUACUAAAGGGAAUUCCACAGGCGAGGAUGUAGAUGCCAAACCUAGUCAUCCAGAGUUCUCGUCCUGUAUUAGAGAAUCCCCUAUAGAUACAUUUAUAGCCACAUCUCAUACACAGGCACAGUAUUUGUGUACUCCUAUUAAGGAGGAAGCUGUACCCCCAGAAGCUGAUAAUUAUGGACCUACACAAUAUCCAUCUACACAUGACCAGGAAGAGUCAAAUGGCACAGGGACUAAUAUUUAUGAUGUGAGCCCUACACAAUACACGCUAGCUCAUAUUAAGAGAGAAUCUGUCCUUUGUGAAGACGAAGCCGAUCUACAUUCUUCGAUUUACAUACUACCUGAUCACACGCAGACACCUAGUCAGGUUAAGGUGGAACCCGUCUCUCAGGAAGAGGGCUAUGAAAUAUACAUCCCCACAGACUCUACUCAGAGACUUCAUACAUCAGGAUCUAGGCAGACAAUGAACAGAAACAAAGGUGCAUCAAAAACAUACAAAAGAGUUUCUGUAACAAAAUAUAGGGAUUGGAAUAAAACUUCUGAAAGUGCGCCAUAUACAAACCACCAGGUUGUAGAGGGGAUGUACGUCUGCUCUACAUGCGAGAAAACCUUCACGUCACACUUUGGCCUUGUCAAACACCAGGCAAUGCACAAUGGGAACAAGGUGUCUUGUCCACAGUGUGGCAAAUUAUUUCUCUACAAGUCAAGCCUGGUCAUACAUCAGAGGAUCCAUACGGGGGAAAAACUUUUCACUUGCCCUGUAUGUAACAAAUGCUUCACCAACCACUCCAAUCUGGUCGUACAUCAAAGAAUUCACACGGGAGAAAAACCAUUUGUUUGCUUGGAAUGUGGUAAACGUUUUGGACACAAAGGCCACCUGAACCGCCACCUCAAAACUCACGAGGCAGAGAAACCAGCCACCAGCAUUGAGAACUAUGUCAACAACAGCUUGCGAGACCAUUGGAAUUCCCGUAAAAUAAAUGGCUGGUCACACAACAUUUAUGACACUGGCAUAUAUUCUACGUACAACAAACGUGUUUAGUAGAUGGCGUAUUUCACAUGCUAAUAUAUUUCUUUGUAUUUGCUUGGUCUUUGCCCCUUUUAUUUCCAGAUUAAAAGGAAAUAUAUAAAAAAGAA
Messenger RNA from Bufo gargarizans (Asiatic toad), 2019 nucleotides. Its product is annotated as oocyte zinc finger protein XlCOF8.4-like. The coding region runs from base 116 to 1924 and encodes 602 amino acids. Gene Ontology annotation, biological process: negative regulation of transcription by RNA polymerase II. The transcript is spliced from 5 exons. Gene Ontology annotation, molecular function: DNA-binding transcription repressor activity, RNA polymerase II-specific. The record is from RefSeq and is a predicted model, not a curated record. Lineage: Eukaryota; Metazoa; Chordata; Amphibia; Anura; Bufonidae.